Elephantulus edwardii (Cape elephant shrew) is the source of this 1930-nucleotide messenger RNA. RefSeq names its product gamma-glutamyl carboxylase (gene GGCX). Gene Ontology annotation, biological process: peptidyl-glutamic acid carboxylation. Gene Ontology annotation, molecular function: gamma-glutamyl carboxylase activity; vitamin binding. Lineage: Eukaryota; Metazoa; Chordata; Mammalia; Macroscelidea; Macroscelididae. The coding region runs from base 212 to 1930 and encodes 572 amino acids. The record is from RefSeq and is a predicted model, not a curated record. The transcript has 13 exons.
CUCAGGGCUGUUGAUGGCACUGGACAUUCCCCAGGAGCGAGGGCUCAGCUCCCUGGACCGCAAAUACCUGGAUGGGCUAGAGGUGUGCCGCUUCCCCUUGCUGGAUACCCUGCAACCGUUGCCACUUGACUGGAUCCCAGAGAAUCUGGGUCUGUUGUAACCUCAUUGACCUCUCAUUUCUCUUCUAUAAAUCUCAGGAGCGCUGGGCGUGAUGCUGGGCCUGUGCUACCGGCUAAGCUGUGUGUUGUUCCUGCUGCCAUAUUGGUCUGUGGAUGGUCUGCUGAGUGCCACCAGGAGGAAUGCCCAGGUGCCCCUGUGGAACUAUGCAGUGCUGCGUGGCCAGAUCUUCAUUGUGUACUUUAUUGCUGGGGUGAAAAAGCUGGAUGCAGACUGGGUGGGAGGUUACUCCAUGGAUUACCUGUCCCAGCACUGGCUCUUCAGUCCGUUCAAACUGGUGCUGUCGGAGGAGAUGACCAGCCUGCUGGUGGUGCACUGGUGUGGGCUGCUGCUUGACCUUUCUGCGGGCUUCCUGCUCUUCUUUGAUGCCUCAAGACCCAUUGGCCUUUUCUUUGUAUCCUACUUCCACUGCAUGAAUUCCCAGCUUUUCCACAUUGGUAUGUUUUCCUAUGUCAUGCUGGCCAGCAGCCCUCUCUUCUGCUCCCCUGAGUGGCCUCGGAAGCUGGUAUCCCACUGUCCCAAAAGGCUGCAAGAGUUGCUGCCCCUCCGGGCUGCUCCUCAGCCCAGUGUUUCCUGUGUGUAUAAGAGGAGCCGGGCCAAAGGUGGCCAGAAGCUGAGGCUGCGCCAUCAACUGGGUGCUGCCUUCACCCUGCUCUACCUUCUGGAACAGCUUUUCUUGCCAUAUUCCCAUUUCCUCACCCAGGGCUAUAACAACUGGACCAAUGGGCUGUAUGGCUAUUCUUGGGACAUGAUGGUAUACUCCCGCUCCCACCAGCAUGUGAAGAUAACCUACCGUGAUGGCCGCACGGGCGAGCUCGGCUACCUUAAUCCUGGGGUGUUCACACAGAGCCGACGAUGGAAGGAUCACGCAGAUAUGUUGAAGCAAUAUGCCACUUGCCUGAGCCGCCUGCUUCCCAAGCUUUUUGACCCUCGUGUGGACAUUGUGCAGGCCGCCUGGUCCCCCUUCCAGCGCACAUCCUGGCUACAGCCACUCCUGAUGGACCUGUCUCCCUGGAGGACCAAAUUGCAGGAGAUCAAGGACAGUCUGGACAACCACACUGAGGUGGUCUUCAUUGCAGAUUUCCCUGGGCUGCAUCUGGAGAAUUUUGUGAGUGAAGACCUGGGCAACACUAGCAUCCAGUUGCUACAGGGAGAAGUGAUUGUGGAGCUGGUGGCUGAACAGAAGAACCACACUCUUCAGGAGGGAGAGAAAAUGCAGCUGCCUGCUGGUGAGUACCACAAGGUAUAUACAACGUCUCCCAGUCCUUCCUGCUACAUGUACAUCUAUGUUAACACUACAGAGCUUACACUGGAGCAAGACCUCGCACAUCUGCAGGAACUAAAGGAGAAGGUGGAGAAUGGAAGUGAAACAAGACCUCUACCGCCAGAGCUGCAACCUCUGCUGGAAGGUAUAGUCAAAGGAGGCCCAGAACCAACACCUCUGGUUCAGACUUUUCUUCGACGCCAGCAAAGGCUCCAGGAGAUUGAACGCCGGCGAAAUACCCCUUUCCAUGAGCGUGUUGUCCGCUUCUUGCUUCGAAAAUUCUAUGUCUUUCGCCGUAGCUUCUUCAUGACUUGUAUCUCACUUCGAAAUCUGGCCCUAGGACGCCCUUCCCUUGAGCAGCUAGCCCAAGAAGUGACUUAUGCAAACUUGCGGCCCUUUGAACCAGCUGAAGAAGUGUGUCAUCCAAACAUUGCUUCUUCAAAUCCUGAUCUGGAGUCAGCCCCUGACCUGGUUCACUCAGAGCUCUGA